Molecule: messenger RNA, 4236 nt
Organism: Boleophthalmus pectinirostris (great blue-spotted mudskipper)
Lineage: Eukaryota; Metazoa; Chordata; Actinopteri; Gobiiformes; Gobiidae
Product: protein-L-isoaspartate O-methyltransferase domain-containing protein 2
Exons: 9
Coding region: 128-1438 (436 amino acids)
Biological process (GO): protein modification process
Cellular component (GO): cytoplasm
Molecular function (GO): protein-L-isoaspartate (D-aspartate) O-methyltransferase activity
Source: RefSeq, a predicted model, not a curated record
UGUUUACAUCCUGAGCAGCAGCGGAGUGUCGUGCACCGCUCCGCCGACAAACACACGCUUUCCCGGGGGAAAAAAACGAGGACAGGCCGCUCUUCUGCACAGCAACACCCAGUGUGUGUGCAUCAGGAUGGGAGGGGCCGUGAGUGCAGGCGAGGACAACGAUGACCUCAUCGAUAACCUCAAGGAGGCCUACUACAUCCGCUCUGAGCUGGUGGAGAGGGCCUUCAGAGCCAUAGACCGCGCAGACUACUACCUCGAUGAGUACAGGGACAACGCUUAUAAGGACUUAGCCUGGAGACAUGGGAACAUCCACCUGUCUGCUCCUUGUAUUUACUCUGAGGUGAUGGAGGCUCUGGACCUUCACCCUGGACUCUCCUUCCUCAACCUGGGCAGUGGGACGGGCUACCUGAGCACCAUGGUGGGGCUCAUCCUGGGUCCUUUUGGAGUGAACCACGGCAUAGAGCUCCAUGCAGAUGUGAUGGAAUACGCCUAUCAGAAACUGGAACGCUUUAUCAAGACCUGCGACAGCUUCGACAGGUUUGAGUUCUGCGAGCCCUCCUUUGUGGUGGGGAACUGCCUGGACAUCCCCCCACACUCGAGGCAGUACGACCGGGUUUACUGUGGAGCCGGAGUCCAGAAGGAACACGAGGAGUACAUGAAGAACCUGCUGAAGAUUGGAGGAGUGCUCGUCAUGCCCCUCGAGGAGAAGCUGACAAAGAUCACUCGCACUGGGACCAACAGCUGGGAGACCAAGAAGAUCAUCUCUGUGUCAUUCGCUCCUCUGGUCCAACCCAAACCUAGCAACGGAAGACCCAGGACUGUGCCUCUGCCUCAGUACGAGGUGCGCUCUCUACAGGAGCUGUCUCGGUUCUGUAUCCGUCACGCACUCAGAGUUAGCCCCGCCCCUCACAGCUCGCCACGGGGGCGGGCGGCGUUCGGCGUGAGUCGGGGGCUGGCGGUCGCCGGGCUCCACAAAUACGGCUCGAGGUUCAAGCGCCGCAGAGUCCACAGACGCCACUGCAACGCUCUGGUGCUCGCAACCAGACAGGUGGUGGCCAGCACACACAGCAGCAGUAUAGGCCCCAUUCCUCCAGACGGCAACAACAACCAGGGCCUGGGCGGAGUCUCAACCGUGGGUGGAGUCCCAGAGGAGGAGGAAGCAUCCGGGGAGCGGCAGGCGUCCGGGGAGAGGGCGGCCCACGCGCGACAGCAGAGGAGGGGCCGGAGAGUGUGCAGGAGCCUGGAGGAAGAGGAGGAGGAAGAGGAGGAGAGAGAAGAGGGGGACGAAGAGGAAGGCGUGGGGGAGACGGAGGAGGAAAGGGAGACGCUGGAACUGCUCAGACCCCAGCCCUCGGUGAACGUGCUCAGGGAGAGGAUCCUGGCGCUGCCCCUCCCAGAGCCGCUCAAACUCUACCUGCUCUUCUACAGGGAGAAGUGACACAGAACCUGGCCUGUCGCUGUCCCUUAAACAUGUACCUGCUCUGCUCUGGAGAGAAGAGCGCCCCCUACAGCUGUGUGCAGGUACGGCCCAAUCACAGGCCCGCGACUCCGCCUGCCACCGCCCGCCCCCUACCUGUGAGAGGCAGGACUGCAUCUCAGACUCUGCUCCCUCCGAUCACUCUGUCCAUUCAAAGAUAAACGCGACCACACGGUUUGUACCGAUGGGAAAACCCGAAGUGUGCAAGGAAAGACUGGAGUCCGAAUUAUUUAUUUUAAGAAUUUGUGAUGAGCAGAGCUAGGAUUCUGUCUCAUCCUCUGGUAUUUUCAUAGGAAAUCUCCAAAAGUCAAAUCCACCACUGUUUUUCCCAUGAUCUUUUGUAUCACUGAAAAACUCCAUUCCCCUUCAGCAUCUGGGAGGGCAUCUGACACACCACCACAUCUGCAGAUUAACUAGAGACAUUUGACCUGCCCCCAUCUCAGUUUAAACAGAAAUGAUUUUUCCUGCAUAGAAAUGUUAUUAGGACUGUCAAAAAAAUAGAACUUUUUUCCGAUUUGGUGAUUUUUAUUUUUAUUUUUUUUUGGAAAAGACUGAAAUCUCAACUAUAAACUAACCCAAUAAUGCAUUUCAGAAAGUAAAAAUGAACUACAGAGUUACUUUUAUACAGAAUAAGACCCCAUAGAGAUACAGGGAGGGCAUCUGACACACAUGGGAGGGCAUCUGACACACAUGGGAGGGCAUCUGACACACAUGGGAGGGCAUCUGACACACAGGGACAUUAGAUUACCAAGAUCAUGUUACCCAGGCUGCUGCUAAUGUUAUUAAGGUCUUGAAAUAUUUCUGAAGGAGACAGGAAAAUGACCAAAUCGGGACGGGAGGAGGGGCUACUCAAGCAUCUGCUGUAGCGAACUGUUUUUGACCAAACUUGUGUUAGACUUUUGAACACUGCAAAAAGGAAUAUCCACAUGAGAAAAGAGGACUGAAAGUGAGUCAAAAUUGAGUUAAUAGAUUUUUAAAUAGAUAUAUUUUCAAAUUGUAAUUAUUUAGAAAUAUUUCUUUCUGCUUUUUUCCUCAAAUAUCUAAGUAAGAAAGCGGCAAUUUACUUGAGAAAGUUUGUCAAGAGUUGUAACUACUAUACAUUAUCUCAUUGAAGUAGUUAACAGUGCUUUGAAGUAGAAUUAUUUGGACUGUAACUUUAAGUAUUUAGUCGGUAACUUUAAGUGUCACAUUUUGACACUUAAAUUUACUUUAAAGAGGGAGUAUUAUGUAGAAACAUUUUUGUUUCUUUUCACCAUGUUCUAACAUUGUUCCUUCAUCAAAAACACACCUGAACAGGUUUGAGACGUCACCCAUACAUGUUUGACUAAUCCUGUUGUUAUAGCGCUCUGAAGGGGGAGUGUCGGGGAGCAAAAGGAGGGGAGAGUGUCAAAAAUGAAAAUGAAACUUAUAAAACAUUUUCAUAUGAUGUUGUGGGUGAAUAUAGCCUUUUUAGGACAAUAAAAGGAACAUGGUGAUCUAAAUAUGUUCUGUGUUACAGUUAAUACAUGCAUCAAGAAUUUCAGACUUCUGGUCAUUGCGCAAUGCAUACUGGGAAGGAUUUUCUGAAAAAGUGAGCAUCAAACGAAAAAGGACGAAAAAGGUCACCUUUCACUGUCUAAGAAAUCAUCCUGAGUUUGCAGAGAACAUUUUGUAUGUGGAGCGACAACAAAACAAAAUCCCUCUAUCCCUCACUCAACCUUGAUUAUGAAUUUAAAAAGUCAACACCAAAGCGAAAGGCACCAACUGUUCACCAAGAAACACCUUCCACUGCAAAGAGACCAAGACAUGAUGUUUCUGUAAAACCACAAGAACAAGAAAGUGCAGCUCACUCUGUUUGUCUUCUGCUCCUCUCCAUUAACAAACAGGAUCCUGCUUUGAUGGCACUCCACAUACAAAAUGUUCACUGCAAACUUGGGAUGAUUUAGGCAGUCAAAUGUUUCCUUUUUGGUUCUUCCUGUGGAUCAAUCCUGCCCAUCACCUUCACCUUUCACUAUUUUUCAAUUCCGUUGGGAAGAGAAACAGUUUGAACAGAGGUUUACAGUCACACACAUCUGAUUCCCUUUUGCAUUUAUGGAGUUUGCAAACAAAUUUCUCGAGCCAUUUUCUGCUGUUAGGAUCCAACAACCACACAGUUAACAAAGUCCGAAUCCCAAAACUAAAAUAUAACAAUAUCAGAACCAGAAACAAAAGUGAUAUGGUUCAAAAGACUAGAAAAUAUCGACUUUGACGCUAGACACAUCCCACUGGGAAAACAAACAUAGCGGUUUGAUGCUCACUUUUUUGGAAAAUCCUUCCCAGUAUGAAUUGCGCAGUGACCAGAAGUCCGAGAUUCGUGAUACAUGUAUACUCCCUCUUUAAAAAGAUUUUUUUUUCUUUUACACAGCGUUUGUCCAGUUGUGUGUACAUAAGUAGAAGUGAAAAGUAUCAUCUAAUCUUGAAGUAGUACUAAUGAAAACUUCUGGAAGACUCUUUCAGACCAGAGAAUCACUGUAGCAUUAGAGCGUGCUGUUUGUGUUCUAACUCUGGUGGAUAGGAUUUUUUGCAGUGCUGUUUCUUGGUUUGCCUUUAGCCAUAAAACUACUACAGAUUAUUAUAAUGUUGUACAGUAUUUACAGUAUUUAGUUAGGUUUGGCCAACUGUUACUUUUAUAUCUUUAUUUCUUAAUUUCAUAUUUUGACAUUUAAUCCACAUGGAGCCUUCUGCAUCGAUAUUAUCCAGAAGUAUUAUCAGACCAAUAAACCAGCAUGACUUUUGUUUAA